AUGCCGCUGCUGUCGGAAUGGACGGAGGAGAAGAACGCAUGCGUGGACUGGGCGAACCCGGAAGAGGUCUUGUGCAAUGGCUUCACGUUCCUUCAGUUGUUGGCCGCUCAUCCACGACUGCGCCAGCACUAUGAGGCGGCGGACAAGCAGUCGGAGCGUUACGCCGUGAAAGACACUUUUCUUUUCGGGUCUGGCGAGGAGAAAGUGGCGUGGCUGACGCGGUGGCAUGCACAGCACCUGCUCUCCCUCCGCUCGGAACGGUGGUGUCGCUUCUGUGGUGAAAGCGGCCACACACGUCUGCACUGCUCGCAGCGUCUGCGUUCCGCGUCAGCCGCUGCGCCCGAGGACCCAGCGACCCUUACUGCCACUAAGGGCGCAGGCCCGGCAGGGUCGCCUGCCGCGUCGUCAAGGGAUGCACCGCCGUCGUCGGUGCUGAAGAAAUACCUGGAACACCUGCAGCGUGUGGAGCUGCGCCGCAUCCUUGAAGAAAAGCAGAAGCCGCGGGCGGAGCCUACAGCGGUGCACCGAAGCGGUGCGGUUGCCGCUCGUGCUUCCGCAACUGCCGCGACGAACCUCUUCGCUGCAGACGAGCGCCGUCGCGGGGCGGUGUGCCGUCUCGACGAGGCGAACAACAUCGGCUUCGUAGCCGUGGCUGGCAUGGGCGAGCUGAAGUUCUUUGUUGACCGUGUCGACGUCGGCGUCAAGGCGGUCGCCGUUGGUGACAACGUCACCUUCAAGCUGGACUCCAGCCGUGACUACCCCAUCGCCGUCGACGUGCGCCACGAGCGACCGGUAAUUACGCUGGAGGAUGUCCGAAAGUUUCUUCACCGCUGCCGUGCCGCCCGCCACCCCAUUAAGGUUAUGGCUACCCUUCUCAUGCACACACACGAGUGGUUUGUACUGCUACGCUGGCUGCACGUGCUGCGCGAGCAGGACGUAUCGCUAUACGUCGAGGCGGUGCACGCGCUGGUCGAGCUAACCACCUUUGUCGGUAACCGCGAACCGAUUCACGUGCCGGUUCUCAGUGCCUUCUUGGCGCUACUGUGCACUGCACCGCCGAACACGCCAGCAGCAGCCGCGGCGACUGCACCAGGGGGCGGCGCUACAACCUUCACUCCUGCUACAGCUACGGCGCCGACUGCAACUCCCGCGGCUCCGCCACUACGGCUGCCUCGUUUCUACCCCGACAUGGUACGGGAUGCGCUAGAACUGCACACCACCACGGAUAAGCUCAGUGCAUCUGCGGCUGCUGCGACGGCAGCCGAGGCCCGGUUGGCUGAGGACAGAUGGGUGGAAGUGGCGCAGUUCGUGAUUCUGGUGCGCUGCUACAACCCGCUUUCUAACACAAGCAGCACUUCGAAAGACAGCACUGGCGAGGCUGCCGUGACUGACUUGGAAACCAGCGCCGACCCUGAAGCGGCGGUGGUGCGGCAGCUCCAAGCCUUCUUUGCCGAGCGGCUGACGCGAGCGAGCGGAGCAGCCGUACGCCGCCUGCAGGUUGUCCAGGUGCGUCUUGCACAGCAGACUCGGCCACCGGCAGCGUGUCGAACUCUGGAUACCACCACCGGCGCUGCUGUUCCCAGCAGCGGCUCGUCCGGGGUUGCCCUCAUCCCCACAGCGGAAGAGUUCUCGGUCCCCCCGCCGAGCCCGGCUUCCGUCUUUGCGGCUGCGAACCUGCCUGUCAGCGGGGCCGCCACGUACACGGACAGGGAUGCGUUCAUUCGCGACCAGUGCAGGCUUCUGAGGGCCGACACCUUUGAGGCUGUUAGUCGGGUGCUGCCGGCGGUGUGCUACACUCUGCCGUCGUAUGAGCCGAGCCAGGAGACGAUAUCCGAUGUGCAGCACGCUCGCGUGUACUCACGGGUGCGGUGCCUCGGCAAGGUGAUGACCAGCGAUCGGGACUACAGCCACCCCGAGAGCUACCUAUUGGAGGUGCACCCACACAGCCCCAAGGCGAACCUGCGAGCGCAACUGCACGAGGGCACGACCGUGUGCAUCUCCACAGCUCUCGAUCCGACCACCAUGCGGAGCAAUGAGCUUUUCUGGGGUGUUGUGUCCUCUUGCGACGCCGCCCUCAUGGACGUCGGGGUCAUCGCCGUCUCCCCGUGCGAAGGCAGCUCAUCCUUCGAGCUCAUGCGCGCCGCCCUCGACCGCAACGCUGCCGCUGAUCGCCUUGAUCGCUCCUUCCUCCUGGAAACCCCCAUCUUCAUGGCCGGCUACGAGAGCAUAAUGCGUGCGCUCGAGGCCUUCUGCGGCCCGCUGGCGAUGCCGCUUCCACUGGUGCACCAACUAGUCAGUCCAGAGGCGGCGGCUUCCAUGACGGCUGCCGCCGCAUUGGACAUUAUGGCGACCCACUCCGCAGGCGCCGCGGCGUUGGGCGACGACGGGGAUCAGCUAGUUGAGUACAUCCCGCCCCACUGUGCGGUGACGUUCCAGGAGCUCACGGAGGAGAUCCGCAGCCAGUUCGCUCUUGACGAGGGGCAAAAGGCGGUCAUGCGCCAGCUUCCGCUCUCGAAGAUGAUCCUCGUGCAGGGCCCACCAGGAACCGGCAAGUCCUUCAUUGGCUGCCGUGUGGUGGAGGCAUACGUGCGGUACAAGCAGCUCGUUGCAUCAGGCGACAUUCUGCAGAAGGUCAGCAUCGACAUGCUCCGCUCGACCCGGCUGGAGGACCUGCUGCCGCAAGUCGGCCCCAUGGUUGUCAUCACGUACAAGAAUCACGCACUCGAUGAGUUCCUGCUGGACUUGCUCGACUGCGGGCUGUGGGAGAUGAACCGCCCCCGUGUCGGGCAGCAGCUCACCGCCGGCAUGUCAGCUGUUGCGGCAGGGAUCUCACUCUCGUCCAGCGCCAGCACGUUCCCGGGCGGCAAGCGGGUGGUGCGCAUCGGUGGUCGCUCGCGUGAGGCCCGCCUCGACGGCUACAACCUCGGCGCCCUCCUGCACGGCAGCAUGGAUCGCGUCGCCAUCAACACCCUCAAGGAGCGUCUCUUCGUGCUGAACCAGCGGCUCGAGCGGCUGGCAAAGGAGAUUCACUACCUGGAGAACGGCCGGGUACCGCGGGUGUACUUUGAGCGGUGGCUGACGGAAGAGCAGCGCCGGCACAUCACCUUCGACGAUCGAGAGUCGUGGCUGGCAGGGGAGAGGUACAUUGGUACCCUUGACGAGGCGGAGGAUGUAGUAUCGCCCGCGCACUACCAGUCCCUGCUGCAGACGCGCAUGGCAGAGCUGCUCGGCGCACGGCGAACUCAGGUGUCGUCGCCUGACGCGGAUGCGACUGCGAAGGAGGGGCCGGCGACAGGCGCCGCAGAGGCGGAGGCGGGAGAGGAAGAAGGCGUGUCAUUGAGUGUCUUUCAGGAGAUGCGACGCGAGGAGGAGAGGCGCGAGUUUAACAACCAGCUGCACCAGACCUAUCUCUCCGCUGAAGCGCUGCUUCUUGCCAGCCAACCACCGUCGCGGCCGACUGGGGUGCCAGAGGAGCUCCUCUCCCUCUGGAGCUUGACACCACGGCUGCGGCACGAGUACUACGCGUACCUCAUUGCCAGCACCAUCGCCGCCAAGGCGCGCGACUGCCUGACGAUCAUGGAGACGAUGAAGAACGUCAUUCGGGUGCGUCGGCAUGCCAUGGACGAGCUGAAGCUAUCCCUUUUACAAGGCGCGGAUGUGGUGGGGCUGACGACGACGGGGUGCGCUAUGAAUCAGAACCUACUGCGCUCGCUGCGCCCAAGUGUGCUGGUGGUGGAGGAGGCCGCCGAGGUACUAGAGUCUCAGCUGUUGGCCUGCAUGACAGACUCGCUGAAGCAGAUCAUUCUCAUCGGCGAUCACUACCAGCUCCAGCCCAAGGUGGAAACCUUCCAAUAUGAGAAGAUAAACCGCCUGAACCUGUCCUUGUUUGAGCGACUGGCGCAAAAAAUGCAGCCGAUUCGACUGACGGAGCAACGCCGCAUGCACCCGGACAUCUCUCGGCUUAUUCGCCCCUUCUACUCGCCGCAGCCUCUCAUCGAUCACGUGUCAGUGCUGACGCGGCCGUUUCCGUCGGCGUCGGGAGUGGCCGGGACGGAUCGGGUGCCGGGACUUGCCACGCGCGUGUUUUUCUGGCGCCACCGCCACCCCGAGGAGGAGGCGCCCGGUAGCCGCAGCAAGGUGAACACGCGUGAGAUUUGUAUGGUGCAGCAGGCCGUCGCCCACCUUGUCUCGCAAGGUGUGCUGCAAAAGUCGAUUACCGUGGUGACGCCGUAUCUCGGGCAACGCCGCAUGCUGCGCGGUGUGCUGCGGCUGCGCUCCUUGGCGGACGUCCGCGUCAGCACCGUCGAUCUCUAUCAGGGUGACGAGAACGACGUCAUCAUCCUUUCUCUGGUGCGAACCGAGAAGCUGACGGACUUUAUUCGGACACGCAACCGCUUGAUUGUCUCGUGCUCUCGUGCCCGCUUCGCCAUGGUGAUGAUCGGCAACGACGAGCUGCUGCGCCAGUGUGAUCACUGGGAGCAGGUGCUAGACCAGCUACAGGCUGAGCAGUGCAUCGGUGAGAGCCUUCCCAUAACGUACCGUGGCCAGCCGUCAAAGGUGGAGCAUAUGACCGUGGCGGGGUCCGUCUCGGCGGCGACGCUGGAGGCGGAAUUGACGGCACAGCAGCAGCAGCAGCAACACAAGACGCAUCAGCGCCGUCCACCGGCCGCAGUAGACACCGCCGACGGCGCUGAAGGUGUUGUGCCCGACGAGGCAGGUGGUGGCGCUAACAUCAACGACAACGGCGUUGCUGAAGAUGGGGCCGACGGCGACGCCGAACCUGAUAGUAGCGCGGAGGAAGAUGCUUAA
Molecule: messenger RNA, 4809 nt
Organism: Leishmania mexicana MHOM/GT/2001/U1103
Lineage: Eukaryota; Euglenozoa; Kinetoplastea; Trypanosomatida; Trypanosomatidae
Exons: 1
Coding region: 1-4809 (1602 amino acids)
Biological process (GO): regulatory ncRNA-mediated heterochromatin formation
Cellular component (GO): nuclear RNA-directed RNA polymerase complex
Molecular function (GO): helicase activity
Source: RefSeq, a predicted model, not a curated record